Molecule: messenger RNA, 1188 nt
Organism: Prorocentrum cordatum
Lineage: Eukaryota; Dinophyceae; Prorocentrales; Prorocentraceae
Source: the annotation of a GenBank genome assembly
CGAACAGGGCGUGGAUGUCGGGGGCGCCCCGGUUGCGCUGCGGCCCCGCGGGCGGCGACGAUGCCGCUCUUUUUCCGGUGGGCGCUGCUGGCAUGGCCUCUCGCCUGCCUGGCGCAGCCUGGGCCUGACCCCGACGAGGUGGAGAGGAGACGAAAGAACUGCCUGCGGUACAAGGGCGGCCCAGCUGGCGUGCGGAAACCCGGCGACUUGAAUGCGACGUUCGAGCCGAUAUUGAGGGGGGAGGCCUACCAGGAGUAUUCGCCGAAAGUGCUCAGUACGGACCCGUGGGUCGUUUAUCCAGCCACGCUGCUCUCGGAGACGGAGGUGCAGGCUCUCGAGGCGAACAUGUUCGACCACGAGGAUCAGAAGAAUAAGUUCAUGAAGAGCGCCGCUGGCGGAGGUGGGGGAAAGCAUCAGGGGAGGAACUCGGAGACGGCUUUCUGCAUUGGCCGGUGCGACAGUGACAGCAGCGUCCAGAACCUCCGGGCGCGGGCAUCGAAGAUCACAGGGGUGCCGCCGCAGAAUUUUGACCUCUCCCAGUCUUUGCGAUACAAAGAGGGCAUGUUCUACAAGGAGCACCACGACAACCAUCCGACCUUCCACUAUCUUCCGUGCGGCUCCCGGAUAUUCACCUACUUCGUCUACUUGUCAGACGAAGGUCUGGAAGGCGGCGCUACGUUUUUCCCCAGGCUGAACAUCAAGGCGCCAGCCAAGCGUGGUGCAGCGGUUCUGUUCGUCAACACCAUGGACGACAACCCGAUGCGCACGGACGAGCGCACCAACCACGAAUCGCAGGUUGUCACCAAAGGGGAGAAGCGUGGAAUCAACAUGUGGCUGUACCAGUACAACUUCCGAGAUCAGUGGAAGAGGGGCUGCACGUCCAUCGAGCUCGCGGAUGACCUGGGCACGAUCAGAAAGGCCGCCGCUGAAGUGCCGCAGAGCGUCAUCUUUCAGAACAACGUGAAGAAGCCCAUGUACGUCUACAACGCCCCAGAUCGGAGACCCGAGCUGUACAUCGGAGAGGUCCUGCCAGGUGGCAACCUCACGGUGGACGCUGCCGACGGCGACGUGCUGCACGUGUACAACAAGCAGCGCGGAGGUAAGCUGGUGACCAAGCGAAAUGUGCUCGCCAACUCCGUGCAGCGCGUCAACCUCGGCAAGAGCAAGAAGCCCAACAGCGAGUUGUGA